CACAUCACUUCGAAAAUGCCACGCGUAAUGAACGCAAACACGAGAGUCGUUCGAGAGUGUGAUUCCGAUGAAAUUACAAUGACGCAAAUAAAUAUUAUGGAGCGAUUUGGCGUAUUACUCUUAGUCAUUUUCCUUCUGAUGGAACCAGUAGCUAUGAAAUCUAUGUGGAAACGAGAUGAGAAAAAGUGCAAGGUACACCGUUCUCCUCCAGUCCAUCAUGUGAUGGAUCAAAUAUGUCUCCUCUGUCACGAAAUGUUUUCACAUGAGGCGCCAAAUCUGCGGGCAGAAUGCCGAGCGAACUGCUUCCGAAACGACCGAUUUACAGCCUGUCUCGCUAUGUUCAGUUCAAAGAAUCGUGCCGAACGCGAUUCGUGAUAAGCUAGCGAUCUGCGGUGGAGACACUGGACGUAGUCGUCGUUAUUUAUGUACAAAACUGUAAACACAGAUAUCUAUCUAUCUAUGUCGUUUUCCAUUUAUGCCGAACUUAACCACCCUUAUGUGGUGACAUAAUGCUGGUCACAACAUAGCAUUAUGUACUUGUGCUAGGAACUAACAUAUUGAGAUACGCUGAUACAAAAUAGUUUACAUGAACCCCAAAGUGAUUACCCGUAUUCUAGCUUUCGAAGAUUGUUGAUGUGGAUCUCAAACCUUACGCACUUACGGUGACCAUGAUACGCUAAGUGUACUGUUUGUGUAUAUUGCACAUUCCUCUCCCUAGCAUAAUAGCCCCCAACUAUCACUCCUAAGAUGAUCUCCGAAGUGUUGCUAUUACGGGUAAAACGUGUUUUUUUCCGAAUAUUUAAUUAUGCAUAUCGAUAUGGACCGUCUUCAGAUUGGC
Molecule: messenger RNA, 838 nt
Organism: Cylicocyclus nassatus
Lineage: Eukaryota; Metazoa; Nematoda; Chromadorea; Rhabditida; Strongylidae
Source: the annotation of a GenBank genome assembly